This is a messenger RNA of Chaetura pelagica (chimney swift), 1899 nucleotides long. RefSeq names its product tensin-like. Bases 1 to 1899 code for a protein of 632 amino acids. The record is from RefSeq and is a predicted model, not a curated record. NCBI's taxonomy places the organism in Eukaryota, Metazoa, Chordata, Aves, Apodiformes, Apodidae. The transcript is spliced from 12 exons. Gene Ontology annotation, biological process: fibroblast migration.
AUGCCUGUCACCUUGGAGAAUGGGACACCGCUGAAGUGUUACCACAAGAAGUUUCGCAGCCCGACCCGUGACGUGAUUUUCCGUGUGCAGUUCCACACGUGUGCCGUGCAUGACCUUGACGUCGUCUUUGGCAAGGAGGACCUGGACGAGGCCUUCAGAGAUGACCGCUUCCCUGAGUAUGGGAAGGUGGAGUUUGUGUUCUCCUAUGGCCCUGAGAAGAUCCAAGGCAUGGAGCACCUGGAGAAUGGGCCCAGUGUCUCUGUGGACUACAACACGUCUGACCCGCUUAUCCGGUGGGAUUCCUAUGAGAACUUCAACAUCCAGCGUGAGGAGAGCACGGAGGGUGCCUGGGCUGAGCCACCCCUGCCUGGCAAGCACCUGGAGAAAGAGGUUGGGCACACACAAGGGCCUCUGGACGGGAGCCUCUACGCUAAAGUGAAGAAGAAAGACUCCCUCCACGGCAGCACCAGCGCUGUCAACGCCACCCGCCUCCCGCUCUCGGCAGCGCCGAACCACGUCGAGCACACGCUCCCGGAAGGCGGCCUGGAGAGCCACAGCCCCAGCGUCUCCAGCUGCAGCCCCCAGCCCAGCCCACUGCAGCCCGUGCCCCCGCACAGCCACAGCAUGCCGGAAUUCCCUCGGGCGCCUUCCCGCCGGGAGAUUGAGCAGUCCAUCGAAGCGCUCGAUGUCCUCAUGCUGGACCUUGCACCCACUGUCCACAAGUCACAGAGCGUGCCUGCUGCCUCCCGCCAGGAGAAGCCGGCGGGGCCCCUGCUCUCCUCCCUCUCAACUCAGCCCAUUGCUGGUCUCUAUGCUCGGCCGACUCCACAAGUGGUCCAGCCGAGGACCUUCAGCAGUUCUGUGAGCCCUGUGGUCUCCGAGCCUGGGGGCAAAGCCUGUUCUCCUGGUGAGCCGGACUAUGGGGUGCGUGAAUACCGGGAAACCUACUCACCCUACACCUACCAGCCAGCACCAGUGCUGGAGCCAAGGAGCUACAGCCAUGCCCCGGCUGGAGAGCCAGCAGGCAUCCUCCCACUCAGCACUUCCUACAGCCCUGGGGGGUCUCAGCAGCUCCUCGUGUCCUCGCCGCCGUCCCCCACCGUCCUGCCACAAACCCAGAUGCCCCCCAAGGGACUGGACAGCUACGAAGACCUGUCGAGGUCAGCAGAAGAGCCCUUGAAUCUGGAGGGCCUGGUGGCCCACAGGGUGGCAGGGGUGCAGAACCGGGAGAAGCCACUGGAGGAGAGCACCGUCCCUGGCCGCAGGAGGACUCCCAGUGACAGCCACUAUGAGAAGAGCUCGCCUGAGCCCAGCUCGCCCCGCAGCCCCACCGUCCUCUCACCUGAGGUGGUUAACACCAUCGCGGCCAAUCCCGGAGGGAGGCCCAAAGAGCCUCACCUCCACAGCUACAAGGAAGCCUUUGAAGAAAUGGAGGGUGCCUCCCCCACCAGCCCACCCUCCAGCGGCGUGCGUUCUCCCCCUGGCCUGGCCAAGACCCCACUCUCAGCACUGGGGCUGAAACCCCACAACCCAGCCGAGAUCUUGCUGCAUCCAGUGGGAGAGCCCAGGAGCUACGUUGAGUCAGUGGCCCGCACAGCCACGACAGGCAGGGGAGGGACCCUGCCUGCCACCCAGCCCGGGGGCCCAGAGGUGCCUGCUAGGAAUGGCACCUUUGCCAACUCCUUCACUGCCCCCAGCCCCAUCUCUACCAGCAGCCCUAUUCACAGCGUGGACGGGGCAUCUCUCCGCAGCUACCCAUCAGAGGGUAGCCCCCACAGUACGGUUACACCUCCCCACACCUCGGCUGAGCCUAUUUAUCGAUCACCUGUUGGCUCGCAGGUGCCCUCUGCUCACAGCAGCUACCAAAACUCGUCUCCGUCUUCCUUUGCAAUGCCCUGA